Pristis pectinata (smalltooth sawfish) is the source of this 1414-nucleotide messenger RNA. It is a transcript of the gene dnal1, whose product is annotated as dynein, axonemal, light chain 1. The transcript has 8 exons. Gene Ontology annotation, cellular component: cytoplasm. Lineage: Eukaryota; Metazoa; Chordata; Chondrichthyes; Rhinopristiformes; Pristidae. The coding region runs from base 135 to 710 and encodes 191 amino acids. The record is from RefSeq and is a predicted model, not a curated record. Gene Ontology annotation, molecular function: protein kinase binding.
UCCCCUGCAGACAUUUGGCCCUGCGGGGGCCCUUUAAGACGCUUCGCGCGUCAUCUCCGCCCCGCCCCCCGGAGCCGCGCCUGCGCGGGGCAUCGGUGUGCCUAGCAACCGCAGCAGAGCGGCGGCGGCGGAGGAUGGCUAAAGCGACCACCAUUAAAGAGGCUCUGGCCAAAUGGGAAGAAAAGUCAGGUGAGAAGGCAGCUGAAGCAUUGGAGGUGAAGUUAUAUGGCCAGAUUCCUCCUAUUGAAAAGAUGGAUGCUUCCCUUUCUACACUGAUUAAUUGCGAAAAGUUGUCCCUUUCAACUAACUGCAUUGAAAAAAUAGCGAAUUUGAAUGGACUAAAGAAGUUGAAAAUUCUAUCUCUAGGAAGAAAUAACAUAAAGAAUUUGAAUGGUCUGGAAGCAGUCGGGGAGACAUUGGAAGAAUUGUGGAUAUCGUAUAAUUUAAUAGAGAAGCUUAAAGGAAUUCAUGCCAUGAAGCAGCUACAAGUACUAUACAUGUCAAACAACCUAGUGAAGGAUUGGGCUGAGUUUAGCAAGCUGGCCGAUCUUCCUAACCUGGUCGACCUCGUAUUUGUGGGGAACCCAAUAGAAGAGAAGUACUCAUCUGAAGGCAUCUGGGUGGAUGAAGCAACAAAGAGGCUCACACGGCUGAAGAAGCUGGAUGGGGUCCCUGUCAUUAAACAGGUGGAAGAAGAGGCCGAGGACUAACUCCCAUGUCACCGAGGCUGAUGUCUGAAAGACCUUCCUAUUGCACUUUCUGUACCCUCCUUGCAACCGAACAUUGUCUGAAGAUGCUCAUAACCCGCAAUCUUUGGAACUUUUCCGGCACAUUCUUGUCAUGUUGCCUUUGUGAUUUUUGUUGUGCUUGUUGAAACAGUGAGCUCGUCUGAAACCUACUGACCAACACCAAAAAUCUUCAACCACCAACAGGAAAAUAAUUGCUUGAACUACAGAUUUUAAAGUUUUUUUUUAAAUGUUUUUUAAAUUUUUGUGUGGCAAGUGCAUUAUCUUACAGAUACUGUUUGACAACAUGGUAAACAGUUGCUCAUUUCUGGUAAAGCACAUGAAAUUACUUUCUUUAAAACUCUAACAUUUGUAAUUAUAAAUGAAUAUUGAUAUAUUGCUACAAGGUAGACGUGUAGUUAUUGAAUAUGAAGUCAUUCUUGGAUUAGACCCUACCCUUCUAAUGAGAUAAAACACCAGCUUUUCUCCAUGCUCAUUCCAUCAAACAGACAUACUUUUUAAGUGAUAUUCUUGUUUUUGUAAAGUGCUUUUAUCUGUUUUAUACAAAAUUAUUUAUCAGAAGAUGAUGUACAUGUACGCACAAUCUUGUGGAAAAAUGAUUUAUUCUGGUAACUAUUAAAGAUAAUUAACUUUCUCAUGUCUUUCCUUACGAAUGAUUUUUCUCCUCC